Messenger RNA from Phymastichus coffea, 1470 nucleotides. RefSeq names its product ATP-dependent DNA helicase PIF1-like. Gene Ontology annotation, biological process: DNA repair; telomere maintenance. The record is from RefSeq and is a predicted model, not a curated record. The coding region runs from base 1 to 1470 and encodes 489 amino acids. Gene Ontology annotation, molecular function: DNA helicase activity. The transcript has a single exon. Lineage: Eukaryota; Metazoa; Arthropoda; Insecta; Hymenoptera; Eulophidae.
AUGGAUCAAAAUAUCGUCAAUUAUAUAAAUAAUGAUGAUAAUAACGGUGAACAAAUUCAUCGAGUACAAGUCGGCAUUCAACAAUAUCAGAAAUUAAAUGUUGAGCAAAAAGAAGUAGUUGAUAAAAUUCUACAAGCAUCACGUUCAGACAAUUAUACUGAUUCCACUUGCUUUUACAUAGAUGGACAAGGAGGGUCUGGAAAAAUUUUUAUUUAUACUACCAUUUACAAUGUUUUAAUGUCAGAAAAUAUCAAUUGUUCAACAAUGGCAUAUACGGGAAUUGCCGCAACGUUGCUACCUAAUGGGAAGACAGUACAUAAAACUUUUGGUUUACCAGUUCCUAUAUUCAAUGACUCAUCCUCAAGUAUUGAAGUGCAAUCUAAAGAAGGAGUACAUUUGAAGAAUACUAAAGUAUUUAUUUGGGAUGAGGCACCAAUGGCUCCAAGAUAUGCUUUAGAAAUCAUAAGUAGAACAUUGCAAUAUAUUAUGAAGAAUGAUCUACCAUUUGGUGGGAAAAUAAUGGUUUUAGGAGGUGAUUUUAGGCAACUUCUUCCUAUUAAAAUUAACGGAAUGUGUAUUGAAAUAUUAAACUUAUCUCUAAAAAAUAGUCACUUAUGGUCUCAUUUUACAAUACAUCAUUUAAAAACAAAUAUGAGAGUCUUACCACAAGAAAUAGAGUUUGCUAAAUAUUUGUUGGAUGUAGGAAACGAAACAUUAAAUGACCAGAAUGAUAAUUUACAGCUUCCAGAACACUACAUAUUACCUUCGAAUCACUGCAUUGUUCAAAAUGUUUUUGACAAUUUAAUCAAAGACAAAAAUUUUAGUGAAAUUAGUCAAUGUGCUAUUCUAUCUGCCAGAAAUGUGGAUGUAGAUGAAAUGAAUAAUAAAAUUACUAAUUUAUUAGAUAUAAAUACUGAACGCAUCUACACCGGUAUUGAUACCACAGAAAAUUGUGAUAAUGGUGAACUAGAAGAGGUUCUGUUACCAGAAUAUCUUAAUUCACUAAAUCCACCAAACUUUCCUCCUCAUAAACUACGUUUACGACAAUUUUGCAUGGUAAUAUUAGUUAGAAAUAUAAGUAUCAGUGAAGGUUUGUGCAAUGGAACACGGUUACAGAUUCUUGAUUUUUCAAAUCAUUUAUUAAAAUGUAAGAUAUUAACGGGAGAUAACAAGCGCAAUAACAUAAUAUAUCUUAAUCGAAUCACUUUAUAUUGUGAAAAUCAAUAUCCUUUUACUUUUAAAAGACGUCAAUUUCCGAUUAUAUUAGCUUUUGCUAUAACUAUCAAUAAAGCUCAAGGACAAACUUUAGGAAAAGUUGAUAUUGAUCUUCGACGAGAUGUUUUUAAUCACGGUCAACUUUAUGUUGCUAUGUCUAGAGUGAGAUCAUGGGAUUCGUUAAAAAUAUAUUUAGGAAACCAAAGAGACACGUCAAUUGAUAAAAAUUAUGUUUACACAGAACUAUAUCAAUAA